Molecule: messenger RNA, 2265 nt
Organism: Amphibalanus amphitrite
Lineage: Eukaryota; Metazoa; Arthropoda; Thecostraca; Balanomorpha; Balanidae
Product: dipeptidyl peptidase 1-like
Exons: 12
Coding region: 301-1671 (456 amino acids)
Cellular component (GO): lysosome
Molecular function (GO): cysteine-type endopeptidase activity
Source: RefSeq, a predicted model, not a curated record
GUCGGCCCCGCGCCAGUGUGCAUCACUAACCUCCCCUGACCCCCCCCCCCCCUGAUCCCCUCCCCUCGGUCAAAGGUGACACGGAGAGGUCUCGUUCAGUGACGCAGUACCGUACUGGGGGAGGGGGAGGGGGGGGGAGGAUAUCCAGUAACCAGACCAGCCCGGCUCAGCUGUUUGGCGCCGGCCGGCCGGAGCUGAACGACCACCGGACUGCUGCAGUUUGGGACCCGGGACUCAGGACUCCGGACUCGGGACGGACUCGCUGCCGGAUUUGGACUCAGUGCGACGCAUUUAGGCAAGAUGUGGCCGCUAGGGUUGCUCUUUGCUCUGGCGCUGGUGGCGCCAUCUAUCGCUGACACACCGGCCAACUGCACGUUUGAGGACAUUGCUGGCACGUGGAACUUCUACGAGGGUCUUCCCGUUGGAGAUGAAACCAUCAGCUGUCCCGACCAUAAUGCGUUCGAUAAGAAGUUUUCCGUGCUGCUGGAGUACCCGGACACGGCGCAGGACAUGUUUGGAAAUCUGGGCACCUGGACCAUCAUCUACAAUCAGGGUUUCGAAGUGCGCAUUAUGGGUCGGGUGUACUUUGCGUUCAGCGACUACUCUACAUCCGCCUCGGGCGAGGUGACCAGCCUGUGUCACCAGACGCGCGUCGGGUGGACUCAUGACGUCACCGGUCACAACUGGGCCUGCUUCCGGGGACACAAGACGGGCGUCACGGCAGCGCCAUCAAAACAUAUGAUGGUGCGGGAGGCCUCCGACAAAGUGAUGCACAAAAACAGCAGGCAGAUCAUUAAAUACGUCAACGGAGGGGACUUCGGCUGGAAGGCUGCCUUCUAUCCGCAGCACGAGAGAUUCACCAGAAAAGAGAUGCAGCGCCGCUCGGGAGGACACCUGUCCAGGGUGUACGGUCUGACCAGACGCGGAGAUCGCUACACCACCGUCUCAGAACAGAUGGAGAUGGAUCGUCUGCCGCGGGAGUGGGACUGGAGAGACGUCGACGGCGUCAACUACGUGUCACCAGUCAGGAACCAGGGCGCCUGCGGCUCAUGUUACGCCUUUGCCUCGAUGGGAGCUCUCGAGGCGCGCGUGAGAAUUCUCACCAACAACACGCGCCGCUCCGUGUUCUCACCCCAGGACAUAGUUAGCUGCAGUGAAUUCAGCCAAGGAUGCUCCGGCGGCUUUCCCUAUUUGAUCGCAGGGAAAUACGGCAUGGAUUACGGCGUGGUGGUGGAAGCCUGUAACCCGUACAUGGGCAAGGACACGGAGAAUUGCACUACGGACGAGACCUGCCGUAGGGUUUACACCUACCAGUACAAAUACGUGGGAGGGUUUUUCGGCGGCUGCAGUGAGUUAGAAAUGAUGCGUACUUUGGUGAAGAAGGGACCGCUCCCUGUUGGUUUCGAGGUAUAUCCCGACUUCCAGAGCUACAAGGGCGGCAUCUAUCGGCAUGUCACCGAAACGAGACAGUUCGGCUUCGAUCCGCUAGAGCUGACCAAUCACGCCGUGCUCCUAGUCGGUUAUGGAGUAGAGAACGGAAAGAAAUACUGGAUCGUCAAAAACUCCUGGGGAGAGGAGUGGGGUGAGAAGGGCUUCUUCAGAAUCGAGCGCGGGAACGACAUGUGCGGCUUUGAGAGCAUGGCCGUCGACUUUGACGUCAGCCCCUACUGAGUGGUGAUGUCACACACCGACUGGUGACGUCACCUCUGUCUGAACACUAUGACUGAAGUGACGUCAUACGGAUGGGGGUCGCACGAAUGACGUCAUAGUGUGAAUGCAAAUCAUGCUGCCAGACGUCACGAAGACGGGAGCAUGCGUCAGUGACCGUUCCACUUGGUGAUGUGGUUGCUUAGAAAAACAUUGGUUCUCUUAUAACUGCAAUAUCACAUAACAACUGAGCAAUAUCACAUAUAGUAAAAGCACACCGAAUAUAAGUUAUCGGUGCCGUAUAUACGAGUACUGUUUUAGUCAUAAAAUCUACGCUGCAUUCCGGUCAUGGCUUUAUGAUGCAAAUGCUAUAUGGUUAAUAAUGCUUAGAUCACCAAGAGCCUUGCAGAGAUAGUGUACCUAUAGCUUGUAUUUUACAUUUCUGGUGGAGACCAGGAGAGGUGCCUUUUUGUUUAGACCCUCUUUUCUCGAUAUUGUUUCUUGUACAUUUUUGCAGAGUUUCGAUGGUUAUUCAGUUGCAGAGCUCUACGGUAUAUACCUACUUACCAGAUAUCAACCAAUGCUCGCCAUGAUUAUGCCAAUAAACUGUAAAGCAUU